UGGGAUCUGAAUGUGAGGAAUGUGGGGGCAGAAGUUCUGGUCGGAACCGGCCGGUACCGAUCCAAUCAAUAAUCAGACACCUUUCAGCUCAUCGAGAUCAGUGAGAAACUCAUUUGGAUCAGGAAGUUCGGGCUGGUCUGGGUUCGGCUCUGGCUGUGGGAGGGGCCAGCAGCCUCAUCAGCUCUCAGUCCAGAUCAGACGUAACGCCAUGACGUUCCGCCGCCUCUCGCUGCUCCUGCUCCCGCUGCUGGUUCCGGCUCUGCGGGCCGGGCCGGGCUGCGCUCCGUGUGACCCGGCGUUGUGCGCUCCUCUCCCGGCUGCGGGCUGCCCCGCCGGCUCGCUGCGGGACUCCUGCGGCUGCUGCGCGGUGUGCGCGGCGGCGGAGGGCGAGCUGUGCGGCGGCCGCAGAGCGGCAGCGCGCCGCUGCGGCCCCGGGCUGGAGUGCGUCAGGAGCGGCGACGACAAGCGGAGCAAAACCGGCGUGUGCGCGUGCAAGACCAACUACCAGGUGUGCGGAUCCGACGGAACCACGUACAGGAGCGGCUGCGUCCUGAAGAGCGCCAGCAUGGCGGCGCAGCGGGGCGGCAGGGAGCCAAUCAGCGUCCAGAACAAAGGCCGCUGCGCCUCAGCUCCCUCUAUAGUGACGCCUCCAGGCCAGGUGUUCAACCUCAGCGGCUCCUAGGUGUUCCUGAGCUGCGAGGCGGUGGGGGUGCCCACACCUGUCCUCACAUGGAAGAAGGUGCUUGGCGGCAGAAAGAGGGCGGAGCUUCUACCUGGCGAUCGGGACAACCUGGCUGUCCAGACCCGAGGCGGACCAGAGAAGCACCAAGUGACGGGCUGGGUUCUGAUCUCCCCGCUGACUGAAGAAGAAGAAGGAUCGUACGAGUGUCAUGCUGCCAACUCCAGAGGCGAAGCGUCGGCCAUCGGAGCCAUCCACCUGGUCCGGUCCGUUGAUGACAUCAUCUUCAAGACAGGGAUGAAGGACGAGCCGCUGUGAUCAGAUGACCGACUUCAUCAACUUCAGACUUUUCUGUUUCCUGCUCAUAUAGUUUGACUUUUGAACUCAUUAUAAAUUCAACGAUUUAAUCUGAAUUUAAAAUGUUAAUCAUUUA
Messenger RNA from Poecilia latipinna (sailfin molly), 1112 nucleotides. RefSeq names its product insulin-like growth factor binding protein 7 (gene igfbp7). NCBI's taxonomy places the organism in Eukaryota, Metazoa, Chordata, Actinopteri, Cyprinodontiformes, Poeciliidae. Gene Ontology annotation, biological process: regulation of cell growth; regulation of signal transduction. Gene Ontology annotation, molecular function: insulin-like growth factor binding. The record is from RefSeq and is a predicted model, not a curated record. Gene Ontology annotation, cellular component: extracellular region.